CGGCGGCACGGAACGGUCACACUGCACGGGGACUGCCGAAAACAGCUGAUCGGUGUCUGUUUUUUAUUGUGAAAAAGAGCAAUAGUAAUCGUUGUGAAAUAGAGAAUGAUUGCUACUCUGAGCACAGCCACCCAGUGAGACGACACCCGCAACCGCAGCACGAUGCGCGAGCCCAAUCUGUACGUGAUCCUGUCGCACGCGCUAAUCGGCUCCGGCUUCUUCUUCCUGUACGUGCAGCAUGUGCGCGUGAUCUUCGAGACGCGCACCAACAUCCAGCAGCUCAACCAGCUGGAGCGGGAGGCGCUCCUGCGGCGCGAGGAUGCACUGUACUACGCCUUCUACAAGCGGCUGGCCGAUGGCCCGGACUUCUGGCACGGCUACGAGCAACUGAAGAACGUCACGGACAUCGAGUAUCCGAACAGCGUUAAUGUGCUGCAGCGCUUCUACGUGCUGCCGGAGUUGGUCACGGCUUACUUCUUCCACGUGGUGCGCUCCGGCUUCAAUCCCAUGGUGCAGCCCAUGCAGUUCUACCUGGAGUUCGUGUGGCUCAUGGGCGGGGUGACCCUGCUGGUCCUCUAUCUGUACGGGACGCUGCUCAGCGAGAACGUGUUCGGCGGCAUAUACGGCGUGAUCUCGUACCUGAUGUUUCACAGCUUCGUGGCCAAGAUCUACGAGCGGCCCCUGGCGCGGGAGAACUUUGCCUUCCCGUUCAUCUUCCUGCAGAUGUUCUACCUAUGCAUCUGCAUCGGGAGGAUCAUACAUCGACAGCGGCAUACCUCGCGCCUCUUCAUGAUCUUCGCCAUGUCGCUGUUCACCGCCUGCGCCCUGCUGUCCUGGCAGUUCUCCACCUUCAUCUUCACCACCCAGAUCCUGAUCGUGAUGACGUCCUGGAACGUAAGCGCCCUGCCCACAGGUCUGGCCAACGCCUUCGCGCUGGACUAUUCGCUGUCACACCUGCUGGGCCACGCGCUGGCCUUUGUGAUGUCGCACGGCAACAGCCAGCUGCUCUUCACCUGGCAGCUGAGCGUCUCGCUGUCACUAUUCCUGAUAACCGUGGUGCGACAACUGCGCCAGGUGCGGAGCCGGCGGCUGGGACACGCCCACGAUCCGCUGCAGGGCGACUACUUCUCGCUUAAGUUCAUCCUGCUGGCGCAGCUCUUCGCCAGCAGCAUGCAGACCAAGCUGUUGGAACUGCUUAGCCGUGCGGGCGUGGUUAGUGUGCCGGAUGGCGCUCACACGCACUACUGUGAUCUGUGGGCCCAUUGGGCUCUGCAGGUCAACGUGGGCUUCGUGGCCCAACUCUCCGCCUGCAACCCUCUGUACGAGCGCAUCGCCUGGUCGGAACUGUGGCAGCUGGUCAAGACGAUGAUCGUGAAACCAUACUGCAUGUACGGCGUGGUCAUGCUGGCCAUGUUCUUCCGCCGCUGGCGCAAGAGCGGCGCCCCGGCCACCGCCGCCAGUGAGGAGCAGCGCGAGCGAGCUCGGAACUACGUGCUGGAGGACUUCCUCGAGGAGCACCGCGUCUCCAUGGGCGACAUGUCCAACCGUCAGACGGAGCAGCAGUUGCAGCAGUGCUUCCGUUUGCUCGAGAGCUGCGACCACGACUACGAGCGCUACAAACGCGCCCAGGCCCGCCUGCGUAAGGAGCAACCGCCCGCUCGCGACGACUUCAUGCAGGACAUCCGGCGGCUGCGGGCGCAGAUUCACCGCAACAGCGACAAGCAGCGGAAGGAACGUGCUCAGGGAACCAAAGAGGCACCUGGAGACGGGACUAGCCUGCCAACCGAGGGGGAUAAGCGCCCGGAACCGCAGGAAGAGGAGGAGGAAGAGGAGCAGGAGUCAGGCAGCCCAGAAGCCGAACCAGAGUCCGCGACAGAUCCCACUGAAACGCUGCCGUCCAAGUCCCCCGGCCAAGAGGAGGGAGAGCCUUCCGCUGGCUGCACCUCCACCGGCAAACGACGCCCGAAGCGCAGCUCCUCCAGGCGCAGCUCCGUGGUGCCCACGGCCAACGCGCAAAUCCUCAACCUGCACUACAUGUACAGCUUCCUUCAAAUGCUAGUCUUCACCGUAAUCGGACUCGCCGUGCGCAAACUCUUCUUCCUCAGCUUCACGCAGGGCUGCGUCAUUGCGCCCACUGUCUGCUCCAAGGUGUGGUACCACCGCCAGCGCAACAUCUUCUGGUCGGUCUCUCUGGCCGUCUUCCUGCUCAGCAUGUUUGAUCCGGGCAUGGUGAACAUUCGGGAGGAGUACUUCCCCACGCGCUACACCCAGAGCGGCGACGACCUGGACAGCAUGCUCGAGUGGAUCAAGCUGAACACGGAACGGGAUGCUGUCUUUGCCGGUCCCGUGGAGAUCAUUGGCACCGUGCACCUCACCACCAAGCGACCCAUAGUCAACCAUGCGCACCUCGAGAUGCGUCAGAUGGCGGACCGCACGGAGCACGUGUACUCGGUCUACAGUCGCCAGCAGUCGUCGGAUAUCUAUAACCAGUGCGCUCAGCUGAAGAUCCAGUACUUGAUCAUAUCGCUGGACGAGUGCACCAACGAAGUGCGCGACGAUUGCGACCUGCUGUCCAUUUGGGAUGACAAGCAGCCGGCGUACCAGAAGUACCCGCAGUUUUGCCACGAGCUGCUCCACAAGAAUGUGCCCAGCUUCCUGAAGGUGUACGCCAACGACCACUACGGCAUCAUCAAGAUGUUCUCGCAGAGCGUCCAGAUCAACCUCAAGCACAACAAGAUGCCCGAGAUGUCCAUAUAGGAGUAGUCGGAGGCGGGAUGGUGGGAUGGGGAGUCGACUGUGUUGUGUUGUACGUAGCUGCGUGAGCUGUGUGACUAGGGAUUAGCAUUUUACGAUGUGUGUGUAUUAUGAUUACGUUUAGUAUUGCUGCGGCUUGCUCGCGGGCAAGACCGAGCCUCCCACUCCUCGUUGCCCCUUCGCCUCCCCCUUCCGCGUUCCGUUCCGCCUGCAGAUAGAAGGAGGCCUCUUCCGCUAGAUAGUAAACUGGAUGCAUUUAGCAGCUUGACUCGUUUCUGUCCGCUCAGCGCCGUUGCGUUCAGACCUCGUUUGGAUCAUUCCCCGCGCCCCUCGCAUUCGAAUAAGUUAAUCUAGCCGUACGGACCGACUCUAAACUCUAAAUACUUUCGUUAAGUUUAAGCUAAGCUUUUUACAUUUACGUAGUACAUGUGUAUAUGACGUUUGGUCAGAGAAGAGAGUGGAUGAAGUGCCCCCGAAAUCCACGAUCCCAGACCUAAGAACAGGCAAAGCGCAUUUGCCAGGCAAUAAGUGAAAUAAAACGAUAAAGUUGAAACAAUA
Messenger RNA from Drosophila suzukii, 3312 nucleotides. RefSeq names its product C-mannosyltransferase dpy-19 homolog. NCBI's taxonomy places the organism in Eukaryota, Metazoa, Arthropoda, Insecta, Diptera, Drosophilidae. Gene Ontology annotation, cellular component: nuclear inner membrane. The record is from RefSeq and is a predicted model, not a curated record. Gene Ontology annotation, molecular function: mannosyltransferase activity.